Molecule: messenger RNA, 575 nt
Organism: Habropoda laboriosa
Lineage: Eukaryota; Metazoa; Arthropoda; Insecta; Hymenoptera; Apidae
Product: 40S ribosomal protein S10-like
Exons: 3
Coding region: 93-575 (160 amino acids)
Cellular component (GO): cytosolic small ribosomal subunit
Molecular function (GO): RNA binding; structural constituent of ribosome
Source: RefSeq, a predicted model, not a curated record
AAAGGUUCACACUGAAACGUCAAGUAUGUUAGGUUUCAUGGAAUAUCUAUUUUAAUCGUUUGUAAUUUUGAAUUUUACAAAAAAGUAGGAGAAUGUUGAUGCCAAAAAAGAACCGUGUAGCUAUCUAUGAAUACCUUUUCAAAGAGGGUGUCAUGGUUGCAAGAAAGGAUUACCAUGCACCAAAGCAUCCAGAACUAGAAACUAUUCCUAAUCUUCAAGUUAUUAAGGCUAUGCAGUCUUUAAAAUCUAGGGGAUAUGUUAAAGAACAAUUUGCAUGGAGACAUUUUUACUGGUAUUUGACGAACGAAGGCAUUGAGUAUUUGCGUGGAUAUUUGCAUUUACCUCCUGAAAUUGUACCAUCCACACUUAAACGACAAACUAGGUCAGAAACAACAAGGCCAAGACCUGCCACAGGUGCAAGGAGUGAAACAUCUAGACCGACAGAAGAUCGUGCUGGAUAUAGACGAGGACCUGGAGGACCAACAGGAGGUCCUGGUGAUAAAAAAGCUGACGUUGGUGCAGGUACAGGUGAUGUUGAAUUCCGUGGAGGUUUUGGACGUGGCAAACCACAAUAA